Molecule: messenger RNA, 1602 nt
Organism: Phodopus roborovskii (desert hamster)
Lineage: Eukaryota; Metazoa; Chordata; Mammalia; Rodentia; Cricetidae
Gene: Ywhaq
Product: tyrosine 3-monooxygenase/tryptophan 5-monooxygenase activation protein theta
Exons: 6
Coding region: 175-912 (245 amino acids)
Biological process (GO): signal transduction
Cellular component (GO): cytoplasm
Source: RefSeq, a predicted model, not a curated record
GGGAGCUGAGGGACGCUAUUGGUCGGUGGCGCGCUCGUCGGCUCCGCGCUAGGCUGAGACGGGAGGGUCCUCGGCUAAAGCCCAAGGCAGAGCAAAGUGGUGGGACUCGCGUUGCGGCCGCGGAGAUUAGAAGGAGGACUCCGGAUCCGGCUCGGCGCUCGCCCUCGCUUCGCCAUGGAGAAGACCGAGCUGAUCCAGAAGGCCAAGCUGGCCGAGCAGGCCGAGCGCUACGACGACAUGGCCACCUGCAUGAAAGCCGUGACGGAGCAGGGCGCCGAGCUGUCCAACGAGGAGCGCAACCUGCUGUCGGUGGCCUACAAGAACGUGGUCGGGGGCCGCAGGUCCGCCUGGAGGGUCAUCUCGAGCAUCGAGCAGAAGACCGACACCUCUGACAAGAAGUUGCAGCUGAUCAAGGACUAUCGGGAGAAAGUGGAGUCGGAGCUGAGGUCCAUCUGCACCACGGUCCUGGAAUUGUUGGAUAAGUAUUUAAUAGCCAAUGCAACUAAUCCAGAGAGUAAGGUCUUCUAUCUGAAGAUGAAGGGAGAUUAUUUCCGGUAUCUUGCUGAAGUAGCAUGUGGCGACGAUCGAAAACAAACGAUAGAUAAUUCCCAAGGAGCCUACCAAGAGGCAUUUGAUAUAAGCAAGAAAGAGAUGCAACCUACACACCCAAUCCGCCUGGGGCUGGCUCUUAACUUUUCUGUAUUUUACUAUGAGAUCCUUAAUAAUCCUGAGCUUGCCUGCACACUGGCCAAAACGGCUUUUGAUGAGGCCAUCGCAGAGCUUGAUACACUGAAUGAAGACUCCUACAAAGACAGCACCCUCAUCAUGCAGUUGCUUAGAGACAACUUAACAUUAUGGACAUCAGACAGUGCAGGAGAAGAAUGUGAUGCAGCGGAGGGAGCUGAAAACUAAAGGCAUCCAGGGUGCCGUCCUCCGUCCCCUCAAGAAAACCUUUUUACAUCUCCAUUCCUUAUUCCACUUGGAUUUCCUCUAGCAAGGAAGCCCAUUCAUGUGUAUGGGAUCAACUGUUUAUAGUCUUUUCACACUGCAGCUUUGGGAAACUCCAUCCCUUGAUUUGUGUUGUCUCGGCCUUCCUGGUGUGCAGUUACUGCUGUAGAAAAGUAUCAAUAGCUUCAUUUCAUAUAAACACGAGUAACUUCCAGACACUUGUGUAGAGGACUGACAGUGCAUUUGGUAUUUAAGUAAUCUGAACCAGUUCUGCAAGUGGCUGUGUUUUGUAUUACUGUGAAGAUAUGGAAAUGUAGUACAUUACAAUUUAAAGUAAUUGUAAUAAUAAUUUCCUGAUUUCUACAUCCCCUUUCCGAUCCUUUGAGGGGUUUCCUUUCAGAAGCAACUUUUCCAUACUUGUACUGCAUAUUCUUUUUUUUUUUUUUUUUUUAAAGUAGAAAUCCAGAAGUGUUAGAUUGAAUGGGAAAGCUCUUAAUGCAUCUGGUCUUGGAGUCACAGAUCAAAAUAUCUCCUAUGUAACACAUUCUGGAGGUUACUUCUGUCUGUGACAACAGGGAAUUUCUUUAUGCAUUCUUCAUUUGCUGCUGUUUGAGUUGACAACUUCCUUCCCAAUAAAAAUUCACUUACACCUCC